UCCACAAUUUUCAAUUCGAACCAAAUUGCAACCUGCGUAUUUCAUAAUCUUGUGCUCCUUCCGAUCCCCAAAAUUUUCGAACCCUAAUUGCGCAAAUCGGUGAGUUGUCGCUUCGGAGCUUCUCGCAUCAAGCAAGAUUACGUGUUCUAUCUUUGUUUUUUUUUUAUUUCACAAGGAAGACGGGAAGACUGGGGUUCUUUCUGCUGUUUGCACCAGUCAUAUUUGAACCAUUGUGUUGCAUUCAAACAUUUCGCCAUGAAGUUCCUAGAGUUUGCUUCUCUAGAUCGGCUGAACGAUUUCUUAAGUCAUUUGGAUAUGGGAGAACGUACUAUCAAAGGAUGUCUUGAAGCUUACACGUGCAAGCACGCUGGAGCUGACAAAAAACUCUCUCACAGAUUGUCUCUAAGUCUGGACACCGAGAUUGCUGACUAUCUUGGGAAGUCAUCUGACACUGACUCUUCUUCAUCGCCUGAUUGCAUAUCUAGCAGAUCCAGCCGGAGGACAUUGGUCUACUUGGUCCUUACCCUUUAUCACAUGUAUCCAGAUUAUGAAUUCAGUGCAGUUAAAGCUCACCAAUACUUCGCAGAGGAAUCGUGGGACAGUUUUAAACAGAUUUUCGAUACCUACAUGCUUGAAGCCUCAAAGGAAUGGCUUGAAACCAAUGGGGGUGUUUCUCUGCUAGACACUCUGUACAGGGCCCUGGAUGAGGUGGUGAAGUUAUCAGAUUGCGAAAUAUAUAGUUACGACCCAGAUUCUGAAGCGGAUCCGUUACUAGAAAGAGGGGCAAUAUGGUCCUUUAAUUUCUUUUUCUACAAUAGGAAGCUUAAGAGGAUAGUGACUUUCCGUUUUGGCUGUUAUAGUAAUUUGGUAGCUGAUGGGUUCCUUAUGGAUGAGACACAGUACGAGGAAGAUGGAGAAAUAUUUGCUGACAUGGAUAUGUAAGGACAUACAAUGGUAUAUAUAUAUAUAUAUAUAUGUAUGUAUAUGUCAAGAUCGUCAACUAUUCUGUAAUGUAAUAUAAAGAUUUUUUGUCUGAGGCCGAGGGAGUCUUAUAGCAUCUGUAUCCUCCUGUAUGCAAGUAGGUUUAGCUUCUGCAUCUUCCUCUAUGCGGCUAGUAACUGGUAUCGUAGUUUGUAAUCAUCCAGUGUAAAAUUGUAGGUCAAUUAAGAUGAUGAGUCUUGAUAUAUAUUUGCAUAUAUAGAGUGUAAUUUUAGCUUCUGGAACAUAAUUGGCAAGGACUUGCAUGGUGAUACAAAUUGAUGUUGUAUUUCGAGGGAUUGUGAUCAAGGUUAUUGACACAAGCUCCUUUAACGUUUA
Prosopis cineraria is the source of this 1317-nucleotide messenger RNA. RefSeq lists its product as uncharacterized. Lineage: Eukaryota; Viridiplantae; Streptophyta; Magnoliopsida; Fabales; Fabaceae. Gene Ontology annotation, biological process: negative regulation of transcription by RNA polymerase III. The record is from RefSeq and is a predicted model, not a curated record. The coding region runs from base 256 to 942 and encodes 228 amino acids. Gene Ontology annotation, cellular component: nucleus. Gene Ontology annotation, molecular function: RNA polymerase III core binding. The transcript has 11 exons.